Messenger RNA from Daphnia magna, 6426 nucleotides. Its product is annotated as endoribonuclease Dcr-1-like. The coding region runs from base 81 to 6239 and encodes 2052 amino acids. Gene Ontology annotation, molecular function: ATP binding; ribonuclease III activity; RNA binding. Gene Ontology annotation, cellular component: cytoplasm; RISC complex; nucleus. Gene Ontology annotation, biological process: siRNA processing; pre-miRNA processing; apoptotic DNA fragmentation. The record is from RefSeq and is a predicted model, not a curated record. The transcript is spliced from 19 exons. Lineage: Eukaryota; Metazoa; Arthropoda; Branchiopoda; Diplostraca; Daphniidae.
UUUUAACGUAGUGGUUCAGCUCUUUCCCACACUACGUGAAUUGAAACCUAUUGUUAUUUCACUUAACGACACACACAGGGAUGAUGUUACCAUUAAUGAUGGAUUUAUCAACAAGUGACAAUUUUACGCCAAGAGAUUCUGAGGUGGAACUUUUUGAAUCUGCCAAAUCCAAAAACACCAUUGCAUGUUUAAAAGCAGAUUUGGGAAAAAUGUUUGUUGCUGUAAUGUUAAUUCGUGAAAAAGCUUUUGAAGUUUGCAGUUCACCACUACAACUAGGAGGUUUCUCCUCAGUAUACAUUACGCCAACAGUUAAAUUGGCACUUCAGCGAUCUGCCUACUUACGUCAUCACACUCCUUUGAAGGUGGGAAUUUUUCAUGAGAAAAAAGGAGUAAUAAAAUGGAGCUGUCAGAGAUGGAAAGAUGAGUUGGGAAAAAGCCAAGUGCUUGUUAUGACUUAUCAGGUUUUCCUUGAGGCUAUCCAGAAAGACUUCCUUGAAAUGAGCAAGCUUAAUUUGUUGAUAUUGGAUGACUGCCAUAAUGUUAUGAAUGAUGAAGCUUUGAAAAAAAUAUUGGCUUUAUAUGAAAAGUCAGCCAACAGUCUACAUCCAAGAAUCCUGGGAUUGACUGCAUCAAUAGUGAAUAACAUAUGCAAGCCAAUGGAACUAUCCCAAUUGAUAACUAUUCUGGAAAACAAAUUGCAAUCAGCUAUUUCAACAUCAAACAAUGUUUUAUCAGCAUUACAGCAUUCAACUCGCCCCAAAGAAUUAGUGUGUGAAAUAUCCUCAAAGCCUGAAGCCACUCGGCUCGAGCUAGAAAUCAUGGAUCGCGUCCAGCAGUUGAGUAGUUAUCUUCGAGAUCAUCGGUAUGAUCCCAUAGAGUAUUAUGGAGAGCAAGACUACCUUAAAGAAAUUCCCGAUCCCUGCCUUGAACCUGUUGAUCUACUUGAAGAGUAUAUCCAAAUCAUUCAAAAUUUUGGUCCUUGGGGAGCAGACCGUGCUGCUCUGGUUUACCUCAUUCAUUUAGAGAAAUUGAAAACCAAAGCAGUUUAUGAAAGACACUAUCUUCUUUUGUGCUUAGUCUUCACAGUUUUACUUGAAAUACGGUCAUUGUGCGAAGAAGAGUUUCAGGGAUAUUCCGAAUAUGAACGUAUAGAAAAGUUUAGCCACCCUAAAGUUCUUCGUCUGUUGGACAUACUCCGUAUAUAUCGACCACCAAUAACUUCAAAAUUGCCUGGAAACAAUGAUCCAACAGAGCAAACCGAUUCCACCGUAUUAGUUCAUGCCGACGAUCUCGCUGAUCAAGUUCAAAAAUUGUCCACGGAAACAUUACCGACCGUAGAGUUACCUGAGAAUGGCCCGUCCUUUGUGCGUCGGCCAACAACUCAGUCGGGUCACGUAAGUCGUCGUAGGCGUCCUGAUUUCCCUGCUCGUCACCACCGUAUUCGAGAAGACGCUUAUCAGCUAUGUGGAAUGAUUUUCACUGAAAGGCGCACCACAGCCAAACUACUCUAUCAUCUUUUAAAGGAUGCAAGUCGAUGCGACCCUCAGUUAGCGUAUCUAAGCCCUCUAUAUACCGUUGAUCGGGUCGAAGGCAUGACCGUCAAGGAAAUAGAAAGUGAAGAUCGAAAGCAAGAAGACGUUAUGAAACGUUUUCGCAGUCGCGACUGUAAUAUUCUCGUAGCCACGAGCGUUCUAGAGGAUGGUAUUGAUAUUCCAGCGUGCCAUCUGGUUAUCCGAUACGAUUUGCCACAAACUUACCGUGCGUAUGUUCAUUCAAAGGCUCGAGCGCGCGCCAAAAAAUCCCAUUAUAUUCUGAUGGUCGAGAAGGAGCGCAUGGAUGAAUUUCUGGUGAAUCUCUCUCACUUCCAUGCCACUGAACAAAUUCUGCUAAGUAAAAGUGGCUAUCACAACUCUUUGGCCGAGUUCGUCAAUCACAGUGAAGAUAUGCUCAAUAAUAUUGAGAAACCGUACACACCUGGUGACGCUUCAAAAUCAUAUGCGUCUUUACAAAACGCCAUUUCCAUCAUUAACAGAUAUUGCGCAAAGUUGCCCAGUGAUUGUUUCACGCGCCUUAUUCCUGUUUGGAAAAUACGAACAAUAAUGCGAGAAUACGUUGACCCAUCUGUUUGGGACAAAUGGUCCGAACUAUUUCAGAAAAGCGAUGCAGCCGGGAAAAUGCGCAUGGAUGUAGCGUAUGUGUGCUCAUUACAACUACCAAUAAAUUCUCCUCUGCGGCAAACUGUGUCAGGUCUUCCGAUGCCAUCGAAAGUUAUAGCCAAACGAUCCGCAGCACUAGAAGCGUGUCGGUUAUUGCAUCAGCUAAAAGAGCUGGACGAUAACUUUUAUCCCACUGGGAAGGAAAACCUUCGACUGGAAGAGGAGGAGGAUUACAACGCAGAUUUGGAAGACGAAAUCGUUCCCGACAAUCUGCCACGUCCGGGCACUACGAAACGAAGGCAGUACUAUUAUAAGCAAGUGGCCGAGCCGUUUAUCGAUGGUAUUGCACGUCCCAACCAACCCUGUUACUUAUACGCGAUCACCAUGGUAUUAAGUGAGCCUAUACCUGAGGAGCAAAACACGCGUGGGAGAAAAAUUUACAAACCUGAGACCUCCCUGCAGAGUUUGGGAAUUUUGAAUAGUAAACCGCUAUCGCAAAUUUGUCCGUUUCCUAUUUUCACUCGGUCAGGCGAGGUGGAAGUGCAAAUAGUAAAAAUCGCCGAUGAAGUCUAUGUGACCGAGGAGCAAUUAAAACAAAUAACAGAUUUUCAACGCUACAUCUUCCGAAACGUGCUUUCCUUGGAAAAGGAUCCAAUGUUGUUAGAUGUUUUUCACGCCGACUGUUCCUAUCUAAUCGUGCCUUUAAAGAGAAAUUCGUUAGCGGAAAACGCCCCCUUAAAUCUGGAUUUUGCAUUCAUCGAUUUAAUUUCAUCCGUUCGAGACGCGAAACCUCAGCUGGUAGCAGACGAAGAGAGAACCGGUUAUGUCUUUGAUCCCCGCUUGUUUGCUGAUGCGGUCGUAAUGAAAUGGUACCGUGAUCAAGAACAUCCACAAUGUUUCUACGUUGCUGAGAUAUUCUAUGAACUCAACCCUCAGUCUAAAUUUCCUGAUAACAACUAUCCAACAUUCGAAAAAUAUUACCGCCAUAAAUAUGGGAUCCAAAUACAGAAUCUGAAGCAGCCGCUCUUGGACGUGGAUCACACUUCAGCUAGACUAAACUUCUUAACGCCAAGGUAUGUGAACCGAAAAGGAGUAAUGCUUCCAACUAGUUCGGAGCAUACAAAAAAGACCCAAAGAGAAAGCCUGCAACAAAAGCAAAUACUGGUGCCUGAAUUGUGCAGUAUCCAUCCUUUUUCGGCCUCUCUGUGGAGACAAGCAGUUUGUUUACCGUGCAUUCUUUACCGUUUGAACGGUCUCCUCCUGGCAGAACAACUCCGCUGCAAAGUAGCGAUGGAAAUCUCUCUGGGAAAGAGUCAGCUUGACCCUGAUUUCCGCUGGCCCGCCUUACGAUUUGAUUGGAAAUGCAAAUCCUCAGAUCCCAUAUUACCACCAGUUCAAAAGGCAGUCAGUGCUAAAAACGUUGAAGAAAUUAAUCAGCCAAAAGAUGAAACCGAAGUCAACAACGUACCGAAAUCGCCUUCAAAGCCGCAGAAAAGAGAAAAUAAGGAAGCGAAAAAAAGCACAGGAGCUUCUUUAUUGGAUAUCGGAGUAUGGAACCCGGAUACGAUUGAUGGCAACAACCAGAAUGGAACGGGAGAAACGGUCGAUGAAGACUAUGACUAUAGCGAUCUUCAAGCAGUAGCUCUGCUGACCAAUGAUAAUGGAGCAGAUUUUGACUGGUCUAAACCGGUGGUUGAUAUUUCUGGACUUGAAGGAUCCCUCCCUAAGUUCGGCGUGGGAACACAAGAUUACGUUGGAUCCUGGGAUGAGCCAAAAUCAAAGGAAUUCUCCCAGUACCGGCCGAAGUCACCAUCGGAAUUGAUAAGCAAUUUUUCAGAUGGCUCAUAUAAUAGUGAUCAAAGCAUGAAUGACAGUGAUACGGACGAUGGUUCAGAGGAAGAAGAAAACGCUUGCAAAGUGAAAGAAUUUGGACCCAAAUUUGUCUGUAGAGGAGACACCGCAGAAGCGAUCGAAGAACCCAUUAACCUCAAAGCCAAAAAAUUUAAAAGUCCCGAGGAGGAAGAAUUAGAAGAAGGUCAGAUGGAUGACGAAGAGCCUUACGAACAGGUCGAAGAUUUGCUCAGCAUCAAAAAUCGAUGGAACGUUGAUCUUACGAACAGUGAUUUGGAACGCAGAUGUGAAGAUUUGCUCAAAUUACACAAAGCAGUGAUUGUUGAUGAAUCCGUCGUGCCAGUGGACAAAGAGAUUCCUAUUAUAUCGCCUUUCCAUGGUCGGGUAGUAGACCAUCCAGACAAUUUGGCGGAAGUUCCCGGAAAUGUGAAAAGCUUUUCCGAUAUCUCUGGCACAACAACAGGAAAAUCAAAUCGUCGACUGGCAUCUGAGAGCCCACAUAUGCUAGAGCUUACUCGCCUGUUGCUAGAACAGUGUACCAGUGAGAUUCAUGACGAAUGCGAUCCAUCUUCUGAUCCAUCCGCUCAACUCCCCCACAUAGUCCAUCCACUAAAAAAAGAAGAACCUGUAUUAGCAGCGGUAGAAAUGUCAGUUCCUGGUUUGGAUUUCCCCUUCAGUUUUGACGAACAACAGGGUUUAGAAAGCCAUCCGGGACCAUCGCCGAGCGUGAUUCUGCAGGCAUUUACAAUGUCUAGUGCCAAUGAUGGCAUUAAUUUAGAACGACUUGAAACGAUUGGCGAUUCGUUCUUAAAGUACUCUAUCACAACUUAUUUGUACUGCAAAUAUAGCAGUAUUCACGAGGGUGAACUCAGCCAUCUGCGUUCGCGUCAGGUUUCCAAUCUCCAUCUUUAUCAGUUGGGCAAGAAAAAACUGUUUGGUGGAUGCAUGGUGGCAACGAAAUUCAAUCCGCACGAGAAUUGGUUGCCACCCGGAUAUGUAAUCCCAGAUGCCUUGGAAGAAGCACUAAUUUCCUCUGGAAUCCCAUUGAAUUAUUGGAAUGUCGUGGAUCUUCAGGGAAUGGAGUAUAUGUCAAGCGAACAAGUGAAAGCCUUGGUUCAAGAGAAAUCGGAGCAAAUCAUGUUGCGAUUUGGUGGCAAAAUUCCGUCAGUCGAGGAGAUGGUAGUCGAAGGAAAUAUCUACCAUGCCCAAGACUUACCUCGUUUCGUUCCUUAUAACCUGCUAACGCAACAUAGCAUACCCGAUAAAAGUAUUGCCGAUUGUGUAGAGGCGCUCAUUGGAGCCUACCUUAGAGCUUGUGGUCCAAGAGGGGCCCUGCUUUUCAUGUCCUGGCUGGGAUUGAAGGUGCUUCCUGUCCUUGACGAAGAUGCUUAUGGCUACUGGACUCCACCUGUCUCACCUUUGGUUGAUCAGCCAUUACAUGUUCAUGUGAUGCUUGAUCACAUGCUAGCGGGAUUUGAUUCGUUUGAAGAAAAAAUCUGCUACAAGUUUAACGACCGCUCCUACCUGCUGCAGGCCUUCAGUCACGCCUCCUACUAUCUCAACAGAUUGACCGAUUGCUAUCAAAGACUCGAAUUCCUCGGUGAUGCCGUCUUAGAUUACCUUAUAACGCGGUAUUUGUACGAAAACCUACCACGUCAUCCGCCUGGCGCCCUAACUGAUUUGCGCUCGGCAUUGGUGAAUAACACGACGUUUGCUGUUUUGGCGGAGCGAUUUGAAUUCCAUCGUUAUUUCAAGCACCUGUCUCCUACUCUCAAUCAAAUUCUGGACAAAUUCGUCAAAGCUCAAGAGGAAAAUGGGCAUUCCAUCAAUGAAGAGUAUUAUAUGAUUGAAGCUGAAGAUGUGGAAGUGCCUAAAGUUCUUGGCGAUGUAUUUGAAUCAGUAGCAGGGGCAAUAUACCUCGAUUCGCACAUGUCCCUCAAUGCUGUUUGGAGAGUGUACUACAAUAUGAUGAAAAAAGAAAUUGACGAGUUCAGUAUAAAUGUUCCGAAGUCACCCAUCAGAGAGUUGCUGGAACUAGAAACCGAUCGAGUUAAAUUUGGGAAAGCUGAACGUCUCCCUGACGGCCGUCUAAGAGUUACCGUUGACGUCAUCGGGAAAGGAACUUUCAAAGGAAUAGGUCGGAAUUAUCGUAUAGCAAAGUGCACGGCAGCCAAGUAUGCUUUACGAACUUUGGAAAAGCGUAAAAUGCUGACGAAACGCGGCGAACAGUGAACCCAUGAAUGCGCGUCGCCUUUGCGUGACGUGUUAAAUCAAAAAUGUCUCAAACUUCAAAACAGCAUAAUUUCUUUGGUGCAUUUGGCAGUUGACGUUGACCCAUACCGACUGUCAGAACAUUAAAGAAGUAUGGUGUUUACUUAUAGUAAGACAUGUGAUUAGCUAAUACACAUGUCAAAUCGUA